Molecule: messenger RNA, 2124 nt
Organism: Zonotrichia albicollis (white-throated sparrow)
Lineage: Eukaryota; Metazoa; Chordata; Aves; Passeriformes; Passerellidae
Gene: MRPL13
Product: mitochondrial ribosomal protein L13
Biological process (GO): negative regulation of translation; translation
Cellular component (GO): mitochondrial large ribosomal subunit; ribosome
Molecular function (GO): mRNA binding; structural constituent of ribosome
Source: RefSeq, a predicted model, not a curated record
CAUGUAGCCAUAAUGGAAGCUUGCAGCAGGAGAGCUGCGUUUUUGAAAGAAAGCACUCAGGGCCGGUAACCUGUCAGUGGUGUUACCCAUGCACAUCGCCCUGCGCAAUGGGCUACUUUUGGUAGAGCCUGGUACCUCCUCGAUGCGAAGAUGCAGCCCCCAGGAAAACUAGCAGCUGCCACUGUCAUCAGACUCGAAGGCAGACAUAAACCUAUUUAUCAUGCACUAAAUGACUGUGGAGAUCAUGUUGUCAUAAUAAAUACAAGACAUAUUGCCUUCUCUGGCAACAAAUGGGAACAGAAAGUAUAUUCUUCACAUACUGGUUAUCCUGGUGGUUUUAAGCAAGUGACAGCCACUCAGCUCCAUUUGAAGGAUCCAACUGCUAUUGUUAAACUGGCUGUUUAUAGAAUGCUUCCAAAAAACCUUCAGAGAAGAACUCUGAUGCAGAGGCUACACCUGUUCCCCGAAGAUGUUAUUCCAGAAGAUAUAGAGAAGAACCUUCUACAAGAGAUUCCUCAGCCACGUGCAGUCCCCAAGAGGUUGGAUGAAUAUACACCAGAAGAAAUUGCUGCCUUUCCGAAGGUUUGGACUCCACCUAAAGAUUUUCGAAGGAAGUAAUAAGAAUGAAAGAAGUGCCAUCAAGAGUGUCUCUCCUCUUUCAAAGAAAAUUCUUCUAAUAUGGAAGCAUCUGUGUGGCUCAGUCAGCCCUUCUAUACUGAAUGUUUCUGACAGCUGUUAGCAAAUUUGGCUUGGUGAGAUUAUAGAAAUCACUGUAUUUGAAACAUCUAAGAUUAGGUAUUAUCUUGUCAAUGCCAUCUGUACUCUGCAUUGUAUGAUCUGGUAUUUUUUCAUGACAUUUGAUUUGAUACUGUUAUUAAAGAAUGAAUACCUUUGUAAUGAGUACUUGCAUCUCAUAAAACACAUUGACUACUGCUAUGAAGCAGCUCACUGAUGACAACCCAGUGUAGAACAGAUUUCCUUAAAGAGCUUGUUGAAAUAACAGGUAUUAAAGGCAGAUAAACAGAGAGAUACUUUAUCUUUUUUCCUCCCUUCAGCCUCAAACUGAUUUUCAUUCAAGUCACAGUAACAUGCCUUACCUACUUUAAGGAACAUAUUGCAGAACAGAGAAGCAUUUUUAUUAUGAAAACUAAAUGAGGAAACCAGACUUAAGUAUUGAAUGAUUUUAAAAAAGUCUUAAAAUUCACUUCACUUUUGCAAGCUACUUCCCUGAAAUUCCUGUCUGCUUUCCUGCUCUGAAAACCCUCAAGCCAAAGGUGUUCUGUAGAUAAGUAAAGCACCUGUUGUUUUCUGUGUAGUAGGAAAUGCUGGUACAUUGUGUGCCAAAUUUUACAAUGUCUAGUGAGGAGAAUUUGAGUAUUCUACAUCUGUUUCAUACAAGCAUCAUACAAGAAGAAAACCAGUUGUUUAUUUAUAACCAUAUUUCAUUGCAUUAAAUAAAGGUUUGAUAUUGGGCCUUUCUUUGACAUUCAGAUGGGCUUAUCCCAGGAAAAAUUCCCACCUAGUGAAUGUGCAGCCUUCACUUCCAAGUUAGUUAGUACACUGCAUUAACUAGUGAAAGUAUUUUUGAAAGGCCUGGGUUACAGUAAAUGCUCUUUUCUGUGUAAGGACAGUUUAUUGGUAAGAUCUGUGUGGCAUCAACUGUUCAUCAUGUGCUGAAUCCUUCAGUCAGCAGCUUCACUUUCUUAGGUGGUCUGGAAAAAAUAGGAGACAUUCUUGAUUAUUCAGAGACUGGAUUUUGGAGAAAAUCCUGACAGAAUGGGUUUUACUUCUUUUGGCAAACAUACAAUUCCUGAAUAGUAUUUUUAUAAUUGGGUGGAGCACAGAGUAACUAGUUACUUACUCUAUUACUGUCUAGUUACUCUAAUAAAGAGUAACUACUACCCUAAUAAAGAGUACUCUAAUAAAGAGUAACUCUAAUAAAGAGUGACUAUAUAUGAUUAAUGAUACCAGCAGCAUUCUGGUCAGCAUGGUGCCAGUAAAUGGCAUAGUAAAUAGAAAGUUAAAAUAAAUUACCUACUGCAAUUGAAUCUUGUGCUUUAGUAUAUAAAUUGUUACUGCAAUUGAAUCUUGUGCUUUAGUAUAUAAAUUGUUAUAAAAUUUGAA